CCAGAGGCCUCGUAUCAUUUUCUUCUUCCCCACCAUCCACCCGUCUCCAUCACCCAUUCUCCUCCUCCCUCUUCUCCGUCCGUCAAUCCCCCUCUAUCUCCUCCCCGCACCAGCUCUUGUACUACUCGGAGCACCUCCACCCCUGACCCCGACUCCGACCACCCAUCCAUCCGCUUCUUGCUUCUUCCGCUGUCCGGGCCAAGAAUCUGAGAUCCUGUCCGGCGCCGCCGCUUGUUUCUUGAUGGCCGCAUAGAUGGCAGGAUCAACUUCAUUUUGAGCUUGUCCCACAAGGUUGCAAUCACCAGUAUGUCAGCUAAGGCUUCAGAACGUACAUAUAGAUGCUCAGAUGAUUCACAAAUGGCGUACUACAACAACUCGGUGCCUUUAGCAGAAAAUGGACGGUUCUAUAUGAUGCAAAAUCAUCUGGAUGUUCACUACACAUCUUCAGGUGAUGGGUCACAGAAAAUUAGUUCCAAUCCUCAAGUAUUUGAAGCACAGUACUGCACACUCGAAUCAUCAUCGGCAAAUGGUGUUUAUCCUACACAGAGCUCCACAUCUUCUCAUAGCAUCUCCCCUAUAAGUGGGAGCCCCCUGUCUCAGAAUGAUAGCCACUCAUACCACACAUAUGAUUCACCCCCAACUGCUUCAUGUGUUACCGAGAUACCGGAUUUCCAGAGUAAACUGAAGGAGCUAGAAAAUGCAAUUCUUGGACCUGAAUUGGACAUAGCCUCUGACAGCCCCGAGAGCUUAUUGCAAGCCAACCAUCCUUUGAAACAAGAUAACUGGAGACAGCUUCUGGGAAUUAACACAGGAGACUUGAAGCAGGUGAUCAUAGCAUGCGGUAAGGCUGUUGCUGCGAAUGAUAUGUAUGCAACAGAACUAUUGAUAUCUGAGCUAGGUCAGCUGGUGUCUGUCUCUGGAGAUCCAAUGCAACGCCUAGGGGCAUAUAUGUUGGAAGGCCUUGUGGCCAGGCUCUCUUUCUCUGGAAGUAAGCUGUAUAAAUCCUUGAAGUGCAAAGAACCUACAAGCUCUGAGCUCAUGUCUUACAUGCAUCUCCUCUGUGAGAUCUGCCCGUUCUACAAGUUUGGUUACAUGUCGGCCAAUGGUGCCAUAGCAGAGGCUAUCAAAGGCGAGAACUUCGUUCACAUCAUUGAUUUCCAAAUCGCACAGGGGAGCCAGUGGAUAACUAUCAUUCAGGCUCUUGCAGCGAGGCCCGGGGGUCCACCAUUCCUAAGAAUCACUGGUAUAGAUGACUCAAACUCUGCUUAUGCCCGAGGUGGUGGACUGGAUAUGGUUGGGACAAGAUUGCAUAGCAUCUCUGCUUCGUGUGGCCUUCCCUUUGAGUUCAAUGCUGUCCAUGCUGCUAGCCAUGAGGUUUAUAUUCAGCAUCUUGACACAAGACCUGGGGAGGCUAUUGUAGUGAAUUUUGCCUAUCAGCUGCACCAUACUCCUGAUGAAAGCGUGAGCGUGGAAAAUCACCGGGACAGGAUCAUAAGAAUGAUCAAGAGCCUGUCCCCUAGGGUGGUGACUCUUGUUGAGCAGGAGUCGAACACAAACACAAGUGCAUUCUUGCCAAGGUACUUGGAGACCCUCGACUACUAUACGGCAAUGUUUGAGUCAAUAGAUGUUGCUCUACCAAGGGAUGAUAAGAGGCGGAUUAGCACGGAGCAACACUGUGUGGCAAGGGAUAUCGUCAAUUUAAUCGCGUGCGAGGGUGCUGAAAGGGUUGAGAGGCACGAGGUGUUUGGGAAAUGGAAGGCGAGGUUUGCAAUGGCUGGAUUCAGGCCGUACCCGCUGAGUUCGGUGGUGAACAACACCAUCAAAACGCUGCUGGAUAGCUACCACAGUUGCUACAGGCUUGAGGAGAGGGACGGAGUCCUUUACCUUGGUUGGAAGGGCAGAGUGUUGGUCGUGUCUUCUGCGUGGUGCUGACAUGUCUUGAGGAGAAGCUCAUGUCAUAUGGAACCUGAGCUUAUCAGGUCGGUUCAGUUUUCUGUCUGCUCACUGGCCAUCUAAUUCACUGGAACCUGAGCUUGAUUGAUUUGUCCUUUCUCCAGUUUCAGAUGGAACCUGAGCUUAUAUAAGGGCUUUGCUGCUUGUCUGCACCAGGAGUUGCUGUGAUGAUACCGCGACAGCCGUGACUUAGAAGAAGGCAUAGUGAUUAAAUAAAUAAAUAUGUUCAUAGCUAGGAAUUUGGUGUGUUGUGGUUUGCUCCCGUUGUUCUAGGAUUGACAUGCUUGUAAUAUACUGUACUACUAAUUAGAGGAUGUUUAGAGACGAUUAAAGGGUAUGCAGGCACAAGAGGCGGCUGUUGCAUGUGUCCUCACUCUCGUGGAUUUGUGUGAUGAUGACGUGAUGGUUUAUUA
Messenger RNA from Aegilops tauschii subsp. strangulata, 2366 nucleotides. Its product is annotated as scarecrow-like protein 21. NCBI's taxonomy places the organism in Eukaryota, Viridiplantae, Streptophyta, Magnoliopsida, Poales, Poaceae. The record is from RefSeq and is a predicted model, not a curated record.